Papaver somniferum (opium poppy) is the source of this 5074-nucleotide messenger RNA. Its product is annotated as myosin-15-like. Gene Ontology annotation, molecular function: ATP binding; actin filament binding; microfilament motor activity. Bases 114 to 4688 code for a protein of 1524 amino acids. The transcript is spliced from 38 exons. Gene Ontology annotation, biological process: actin filament organization; vesicle transport along actin filament. Lineage: Eukaryota; Viridiplantae; Streptophyta; Magnoliopsida; Ranunculales; Papaveraceae. The record is from RefSeq and is a predicted model, not a curated record. Gene Ontology annotation, cellular component: actin cytoskeleton; cytoplasm; myosin complex.
UCAUUUCUAUUUUUUUCUAAUUAAUUUGUACAGAUCAUUAGUAUAGAUUAUGAGAGUUUUCUCAUUUGUAAAGAAGAAGAAUAAAAAAAAAAUCAACAUUUUGUUGUCUAUGAAUGAUGAAUUUCUCAAAGGGAUCUAAAGUCUGGAUUGAAGACAGAAUUUCUGCAUGGGAAACUGGAGAAAUUCUUGAGAUUUCUGGGAAAUUAGUUCAUGCUAUUACUACUUCUGGAAAAAAGGUUUCGGUUCCUCGAGAAAAACUGUUAUUAAGAGAUGCAGAUGCUGAUCAUGCUGGUGUUGAUGAUUUAACAAAAUUAACUUACUUAAAUGAAGCUGAAGUUUUGUCUAAUCUUGCGAAAAGACAUGCUUUGAAUGAUAUUUAUACAUAUACGGGGAGUAUAUUGGUUGCUGUAAAUCCGUUUGCGAAGCUUCCUCAUUUAUAUAAUGUGCAUAUGAUGGAACAAUAUAAAGGAGCUCCACUUGGGGAGCUAAGUCCUCAUGUUUUCGCAAUAGGUGAUGCAUCUUAUAGGGCAAUGAUGAAUGAACGUCGAAGCCAGUCUAUAUUAGUUAGUGGAGAAAGUGGAGCAGGGAAGACUGAAACCACGAAACUGCUUAUGCAGUACCUUACUUAUGUUGGUGGUCGAGCUGCUGGGGAUGAUCGUACUGUUGAACAACAAAUCCUGGAAUCAAAUCCGCUCUUGGAAGCAUUUGGUAAUGCAAGAACGGUUAGGAAUGAUAACUCGAGUCGGUUUGGAAAAUUUGUUGAGAUUCAUUUCGAUGCUAGUGGUAGGAUAUCAGGUGCUGCGGUUAGAAGCUACCUAUUGGAACGGUCCCGCGUAGUUCAGAUUACAGACCCUGAAAGGAAUUUUCACUGCUUCUAUCAAUUAUGUGCAUCGGGCAAGGUUGCUGAGAAAUACAAGCUGGACCAUCCAAGCAACUUCCACUAUUUAAAUCAGAGUAAGACUUAUGAAUUAGAUGGAAGGAGCAAUGCCAAGGAAUAUAUGAAGACAAAAGCGGCAAUGGAUAUCGUUGGUAUAAGUCGUGAUGAGCAGGAAGCUAUAUUUCGGACAUUGGCUGCUAUUCUACAUCUAGGCAAUAUUGAGUUCUCUCCUGGCAAAGAGAAUGAUUCUUCUACUACAAAGGACAAGAAAUCUAUCUUUCAUCUUCAGAUGGCUGCUGAAUUAUUCAUGUGUGACGAGAAACUUUUGCUUGCAACGCUAUGUACGCGUUCUAUUAAGACUCGUGAAGGAAAUAUCGUAAAAGAGCUGGACCGCGAAGCUGCUGCAGCAGGUCGAGAUGCUCUAGCGAAAACUGUUUAUGCUCGGCUGUUCGAUUGGCUCGUUCAGAAAGUUAAUAAGUCUUUGGGACAAGAUACGAAUUCCAAAAUGCAGAUUGGAGUCUUGGAUAUUUAUGGGUUUGAGUGCUUUCAAAAGAAUAGUUUUGAGCAGUUCUGUAUCAAUUUCGCAAAUGAAAAACUUCAGCAGCAUUUCAACGAGCAUGUAUUCAAGAUGGAGCAGGAGGAGUAUAGCAAAGAGAAGAUCAACUGGAGUUAUAUUGAGUUUAUUGACAAUCAAGAUGUCCUGGAUUUGAUUGAGAAGAAACCUGUUGGAAUAAUUGCUCUCUUGGAUGAAGCUUGCAUGUUUCCGAAAUCAACGCAUGCAACUUUUGCGACCAAGCUCUUCCAGAGCUUCAAAGAUCAUCCUAGGUUGGCAAAGACAAAGUUUUCACAAACAGAUUUUACAGUUUCCCAUUAUGCUGGAAAGGUUACGUACCAGACUGAUAUCUUUCUUGAUAAAAACCGAGACUAUGUUGUGGUUGAACACUGUAAUCUCUUAUUCGCAUCUAAAUGCUCAUUUCUUGCUGGUCUAUUCCCAUCGGAAUCAGAUGCCUCGUCAAAAUCAUCUUACAAGUUUUCUUCUAUUGCGUCAAGAUUUAAGCAACAACUCCAAGCACUCAUGGAAUCUCUCAAGGCAACAGAACCUCACUACAUUCGUUGUGUUAAGCCAAACUCUUCGAACAAACCUCACAAGUUUGAAAGUCCAAAUGUCUUACAGCAGUUACGUUGUGGGGGUGUUCUUGAGGCUGUGCGAAUAAGUCUUGCAGGUUAUCCUACAAGGAGGACUUAUUCUGAAUUCGUGCAUCGGUUUGGAAUUUUAGCUCUUGAAUGCAUGGACGGAAGUUAUGAUGAAAAGGCUCUGGCAAAGAGAAUUUUCGAAAAGCUAAAACUUGACAAUUUCCAACUGGGUACCACCAAGAUUUUCCUUAGGGCAGGUCAAAUUGCUGUUUUAGAUUCCCGGCGAACUGAGGUUUUGGAUAUUUCAGCAAGGUUAAUUCAGGGACGAUUGCAGACAUUUCUUGCGCGCCGGCAAUUUAUCUCCACUCGAAAAGCCGCAAUCGUCCUUCAAGCAUACUGCAGAGGUUGCCUAUCUCAAAAGAUUUUUGCAGCCAAAAGAGCAUCAGCAGCAGCUCGUUCUAUUCAAAAGUAUGUUCGUGGUUGGAUAUCACGGCGUUCUUAUUUGCAGCUUUGUUGGGCUGUUCUUCUUAUACAAUCCAGCAUCCGGAGUUUGUCUAGUCGUAACAGUUUACUACACAAAAAGAAACAUAAAGCUGCUUUGCAGAUCCAGACUCAUUGGAGGAUGUUCAAGGCCCGCUCAACUUACCAACGCUAUCACAGUUCAAUGAUAGUUUUACAGUGCCUAUGGAGGCAAAAUCUUGCAAAAAGAGUCUAUCGGAAGCUUAAACGGGAAGCAAAUGAAACUGGUGCAUUACGCUUAGCAAAGAAUAAGCUUGAAAAAGAACUGGAAGAUCUCACAUGGAGGUUGCAGCUAGAGAAAAGAUUACGGGUGUCAAGCGAGGAGGCUAAGUUAGCAGAGGUUUCAAAGCUUCAGAAAGCAUUGGAUUCCAUGAGCUCGGAGAUGGAAGCUUCUAAAUCAGCAACCAUAACUGAGUGCAAUAAGAGUUCGUUGCUUCAAAGUCAGUUGGAAGAAUCUAUGAAGGAAAAAUCAUCUUUGGAAUGCAGAAUUACUGAAUUGGAAGAGUUAUGUAAGGAGCAUUCAUGUUUGAAGAGUUCAUCUGAAUCCCUAGCAGAAGAAAACUCCGCUAUAAAGCUUGAUCUCAUCAAGGCUCAAAGCGAGAGUAAUAGCACACUGGAGAAGUUAAGAGAAGUGGAGGCACAGAAUUUGCAGCUUCAGCAGAAUUUCCGAAGUUUGGAGGAGAAGAUUUCGAAUUUAGAGAAAGAGAAUCAUGUGUUAAGACAAAAAGCAUUAUGCUUAUCUCCAAAGGUCAAUCGGCCGGCAUUUGCAAAGACAUUUUCUGAAAAGUACUCUGGGAUGACUGUUGUGCUUCCUGAUACUGAUAGAAAGAACACAUAUGAUUCUCAUUCGCCUCGUUCGCCUACAAAACUUUUUUCACCAUUUGCGCGUAUUGGAACUGAGUCAUUUAGGUCAAAGAUUAUCACUGACAGGCAUCAAGAGAGUCAUGAGUUUCUUUUAAGGUGUAUCAAAGAAGAUUUAGGAUUUCAAGAUGGUAAACCAGUGGCAGCUUGUAUUAUAUAUACAUGCCUUCUUCACUGGCAUGCCUUUGAGUCUGAGAGGACUGUUAUUUUCGAUCGCAUAAUCGAGGGAAUUAAAGUUGCCAUAAAGGUGGGGAAUGUGAACAAUAUGUUGCCUUAUUGGUUGUCGAAUGCUUCAACACUUCUGUGCCUCCUGCAAAGGAAUCUACGCUCAAACGGUCUUUUAAGAAUGAUGCCCUUUUCUCGGCAUGCUUCUGGACAUCCUGGAGCCAGUAUGAGAGUAAUUCCUGGCUUGUCACCUAAGCAAUGCAAUACGUUCGAUGAUGGUAUGUCACACGUAGAAGCAACCUAUCCAGCUAUAUUAUUUAAGCAGCAGUUGACUGCUUAUGUUGAGAAGAUUUUUGGCUUGAUUCGUGAUAACUUGAAGAAAGAGAUUGCCCCACUACUCAGUCUCUGCAUUCAGGCACCGAAGAACGUUAGCAGGCGCCCUGUAAAGCCAUCCAAGUUUCAAGGAGGUAUUCCUCAGCAACAGUCUCUAAGCAGUCACUGGGACAGGAUUAUCAAAUUCUUGGAUUCACUCAUGAGUCAUUUACGUGAAAAUUACGUCCCGUCUUUUUUUAUCCGCAAGCUUAUUACCCAGGUUUUCUCUUUCGUCAAUAUAUCUCUAUUUAACAGUCUUCUACUACGACGGGAAUGUUGCACAUUUUCAAACGGUGAAUACGUAAAAUCUGGUCUUGCUGAACUUGAACGGUGGAUUACUAAUGCCACUGAGGAGUUUGCAGGUUCCUCUUGGCAGGAGUUAAAUUAUAUCAGACAAGCAGUUGGUUUUCUGGUGACACAUCAAAAGCGAAAAAAGUCGCUGGAGGAGAUCACACGGGAUCUAUGCCCGGCAUUGACUGUAAGACAAAUUUACCGGAUAAGUACGAUGUAUUGUGAUGACAAGUAUAGCACACAGAGUGUGUCAACAGAGGUUGUUGAACAAAUGAGAGAGACUCUAAAUAAGGCUGCUUCGAAGAAUCUCAACUCUAAUUCAUUCUUGUUAGAUGAUGAUCUAAGCAUUCCGUUUUCUACUGAAGACAUCGCAGAGGCCAUUGCAGAGGUAGAACCAUCAGAUGUAGAGUUCCCACCGUUCGCGCAUGAAUAUGCUUGUGCACAAUUCUUAGUCCCUAAUCAAGAGUAGAUAUAGGCUCCUCUGUAAAGCUCCAGUCCCCAAUUAAAUUUUGUAAAACUGACUGGAGAUGCGUGACGGGGACUAAUUUGGAGCUUCCUCCCAUCAGAAGUUGUGCAGGUGCACAUAAUCUUAGACAGAGAUACCUAAAUCUUUUAGCCAGUACAGAUCAACACAGGUGUUUCAGGGCGGCAAGUGUUACAGGCAGGGGGGAGUCUUGGACGAGUUCGUUAGCCAAUCCUUUUACAUUUCUGUACAUCUAUUACCUUCUAACACAUACAAGCUGUUGUAAAAUACUGUACAGAAGAUCUGUGACAUCCAUUGAAGUUCAGAGUUUGUAAACUAGCUUGUAUUCAUUCAGUAGCAAAAAUACAUUCAAUAAAGCACACCUUACUGUA